CGAAGUGCGGUGGCCUAAGUUAGUUUACGAGUAAUUAAGAAAAUUACACAAAUUCUUAAAAAUAUGAGAUUCCUUAAUAUUUUCCUGAUUUUGUGUGCGGCAUUCAUAUCAUACGCGGAGUGUCAUGAUUCCGAGAAGGCCAGAGCUGUAGCCAACGAAUGUAAAGAUGAGGUUGGCGCUACAGAUGCUGAUGUUGACAGUAUGUUCAAUCAUGAACCGGCUGGCAGUUCGGAGGCCAAAUGUCUGCACGCAUGUGUCAUGAAACGUUUCGGUUUGUUGAAUGACGAAGGCAAAAUGGACAAGGAAAAGGCUUUAGAUAUCUUGGAAAAGAUACAUGGCGACGAUGAGGAACAACAGAACUUGGGCAAGGAAGUGGUGGAAGCCUGUGGGGAUAUUGAAGUGGAUGAGGACCAUUGUGAGGCAGCCGAGGAAUAUCGCAUGUGCAUACACGGCAAAGCUGAGGAGAAUGGUUUUAAGCUGGGACGUGUUUGAAACGAAUCAAUUAGCUGGGAAACUUAAUUGGAAAUGCGUGAAGACGACUUUGGCUUUUGAAUUAUUUUUAAUUGAUUAUUUUAUAAGUUCGGCUGUUCCUCUGUACUCUCUGUUUUAAUGUUGCAAGUGAUAUGUAAACAUAUUAAAAAAGUAUUAUACAAGCAUCA
Anastrepha obliqua is the source of this 659-nucleotide messenger RNA. RefSeq names its product general odorant-binding protein 19d-like. Gene Ontology annotation, biological process: sensory perception of smell. The record is from RefSeq and is a predicted model, not a curated record. Gene Ontology annotation, molecular function: odorant binding. NCBI's taxonomy places the organism in Eukaryota, Metazoa, Arthropoda, Insecta, Diptera, Tephritidae. The coding region runs from base 64 to 492 and encodes 142 amino acids. The transcript is spliced from 5 exons.